Molecule: messenger RNA, 1300 nt
Organism: Ochotona princeps (American pika)
Lineage: Eukaryota; Metazoa; Chordata; Mammalia; Lagomorpha; Ochotonidae
Product: NUT family member 2G-like
Exons: 6
Coding region: 53-1300 (415 amino acids)
Source: RefSeq, a predicted model, not a curated record
UGCAGCAUGCCCUCCAGGCAGCCGCCUUGUGCUGCCUGCUGUCCUCCCCAGGAUGCCUGUGGUGACAGCAGAGGCUGCUGCCUGUGGCCCAAAUGGGGCUGGGAACCUCAACAUCCUCCUCCAGUUGAGCACUCAAGGCCAAGUGGUGGAGCCUCCACGCUCUCAGACCUUGGUCUUUCAUCAAGCCCCUCUCAACUGGAGUGUCCAGGGGGCCCUCUGCGCACAAGCUCAGAACCCUGCUCCCGCACUGCUGCAGACCUCCUCCCUGCAGCCAGGAGUGCCUGCACCAACCAUAAGGAGGGCCCAGGGCACCCAGCGGGGCUGGACACAGGCCCUGGCCCCUCCAGCUCCACCACCACCUGUCCAGACGGCUCCCACGCUCUGCCCCGCAGACAACGGGCCUCCACAACAGGGAGCAAACACAGAGGGCUCCUUGCCUACUUCCAAGGACAAAGCUCCAUCGGGGGAUUCCAGCGUCUACAAGAACUUCCGGCGCUGGCAGCAUUUCAAGACCCUGGCCCGCAGGCACCUCCCACACAGCCCUGAUGCUGAAGCUCUAGCCUGCUUCCUCAUCCCGGUGCUGCGCACACUGGCCCAGAGGAAGCCCAGCAUGCCACUGGAUGAUGGCAUGCGGAUUGCCAUGCGGGAAUGGCAGCACAAGAGCAACUUUGACCGCAUGAUCUACUAUGAAAUGGCAGAAAAGUUCACGGAGUUUGAGGCAGAGGAGGAGAUACAAAUUCAAAACCUGGCGUGGAAGAAAGAGAACCUGUGCCAGCCCCCACCAACACCACAGCAGCCGGCUCCUCCUGGGCCCCCAAGCCCUGUGGCCCUCCAGCAACCAGAGCAUGCCCACAGGAAGAGCAGCUCCAAGGUUCUGCCCACCAAACCCUUGCCACAAAGACACCAGGCCUCUCGGAACAGGACACCCAAGGAGAUCCCUCCAGAGGCCGUGAGCGAGUACAUGGACAUCAUGGAUGCACUGCUGGAGCUGCAGCCCUCAGCCUCGGGCCAGCCCAGUGAACAGCCAGAAGAGGACGCCAUGCUGGAGCCCCAGCAGGAGGGACUGGGCCCCGACCCAGACCUCCUGACUUACCUUGACGAGCUGUGCUCCCAAGAUGACUUUGUCACCAAGGUGGAGGCCAUCAUCCACCCCCGAUUCCUGGCAGAGCUCCUUUCACCAAAUCCACAGCUGGAUCUCGUGGCCCUAGCCCAAGAGCUGGACAAGGACAAGGACAAGGACAAGGACAAGGAGGAAGGGCUCCACCCUGACCAGGUGGUGGACAAGACCUCUGGCCCUUGA